Neogale vison (American mink) is the source of this 2985-nucleotide messenger RNA. RefSeq names its product Rho GTPase activating protein 25 (gene ARHGAP25). NCBI's taxonomy places the organism in Eukaryota, Metazoa, Chordata, Mammalia, Carnivora, Mustelidae. The transcript has 11 exons. Gene Ontology annotation, biological process: signal transduction; activation of GTPase activity; phagocytosis, engulfment. Bases 406 to 2346 code for a protein of 646 amino acids. Gene Ontology annotation, molecular function: GTPase activator activity. Gene Ontology annotation, cellular component: phagocytic cup. The record is from RefSeq and is a predicted model, not a curated record.
UUGUUGAUCACGACCUCGCCUCCGUGAGGCCUGAGAUUCUUUCGAACUGGAGCUUUGCUUCUCAUGACGCAGAGUGAAGUAUCAACUGGGAUAUUUCUGGUAAAACCGAAAGCAAGAAAAAGCAAGGUGCACACUUCAGGAAGCACCAGCCCCUGUGGGACUGUUGGAGGCCUUGGGGGGAUUCGGGUGCCAUCCCCAAAGUGACAAACAGAUGUAUGGACCUUUCUUCUGAAAGAAAGGAGGGCUCAUGCUGGCAAAUCAACUCCAAACCCAGGAUUGCUUGUGAAGAACUCACAAAGGGGAACACACACAGAAAACCUAGAGGGAAACAUCGAGAAAGCGAGAAGGGCAGGAAUCGUGACACACCUGUUGCUUCAGCAGCUACUUACCCGAAGAGGGAGCAAAAUGUCCCUGAAGUUACCAAGAAACUGGGAGUUCAACCUGAAAGUGGAGGCUGGGAGAAUAGCUCGGUCCAGGAGUGUGAUGACCGGCGAGCAGAUGGCCGCCCUCCACCAGCCGUCAGCCCCCAACCCGCUGGAGAGGCCCAUCAAGAUGGGCUGGCUGAAAAAGCAGGGGUCCAUCAUGAAGAAAUGGCAGCAGAGGUACUUCGUGCUGAGGGCGCAGCAGCUCUUCUACUACAAGGACGAAGAGGACACGAAGCCGCAGGGUUGCAUGUAUCUACCAGGAAGUACAGUCAAGGAGAUCGCCACGAACCCGGAAGAGGCGGGGAAGUUUGUCUUUGAAGUCAUUCCAGCCUCAUGGGACCAGAGUCGCACAGGACAGGAUUCCUAUGUCCUCAUGGCCAGCUCUCAGGCCGAGAUGGAGGAGUGGGUUAAAUUCCUUAAGAGAGUCGCUGGCACGCCCUCUGGAGCUGUGUUUGGCCAGCGUUUGGAUGAGACCGUAGCCUAUGAGCAGAAAUUCGGCCCCCACCUGGUGCCCAUCCUGGUGGAGAAGUGUGCAGAGUUCAUCCUCCAGCAUGGUCUGAAUGAAGAGGGCAUCUUCCGACUGCCUGGGCAGGACAACCUGGUGAAGCAGCUCAGAGAUGCUUUUGAUGCCGGGGAGCGGCCCUCCUUUGACAGAGAGACAGAUGUGCACACAGUGGCCUCCCUGUUAAAGCUCUACCUCCGUGACCUCCCGGAGCCCGUGGUUCCCUGGAAUCAGUAUGAGGGGUUCCUGCUCUGUGGGCAGCUCAUGAAUGCAGAUGAGGCAAAGGCUCAGCAGGAGUUGGUGAAGCAGCUGUCCAUCCUUCCUCGAGACAACUAUAGCCUCCUGAGCUACAUAUGCAGGUUCCUACAUGAAAUCCAGCUCAACUGUGGUGUUAACAAGAUGAGUGUCGAUAACCUGGCUACGGUGAUUGGUGUGAAUCUCAUCAGGUCGAAGGUCGAAGACCCUGCUGUGAUCAUGAGAGGGACUCCUCAGAUCCAAAGAGUGAUGACCAUGAUGAUCAGAGACCACGAAGUCCUCUUCCCCAAGUCCAAGGAUGCACCCCUGUCACCCCCAGCUCAGAAAAAUGACCCUAAGAAACCUCCAGUAGCUCGAAGCUCUGUAGGUUGGGAUGCCACUGAAGACCCUCCAAUUUCUAGGACAGAGAGCUUCAGUAAUGCGACCAGCGACUCGGACACAACCAGCCCCACCGGACAACGGCCGAAUGAUGGGUUUCUGGAAGAGAGCAGUAAAGCCCCCAGGGAAAAGCUAGGUGAUUGGAAACUGCAGUCACGGAAAAGGACUCAGACACUCCCUAAUCGGAAAUGCUUCUUGACAUCAGCGUUUCAAGGUGCCAACAGCAGCAAAGUGGAGAUCUUUAAAAAUGAGUUCUGGUCACCUUCCUCAGAGGUAAAGGCCGGGGAAGGGCACAGGAGAACGAUGUCUCAAGGCGUGCCCCCCUGCCCAGACUCCCAGCGGACUUCCACCUAUGAUAAUGUCCCUGCCCCGACCCGUACCCCUGGGGAUGAGGCAGCUGCCGGCUCUUCCCAAGCUUGUGAUUCCAAGAGAGAAACUCUUGCCAGCUCCACCUCUGAAACCGGGCCUGGAAAAAAGAACUCUGGGGAAGAGGAACUUGAAUCCUUGCAGAGGGUGGUCCAGGAGCUGCAAAAGGAAAUAGAAACACAGAAGCAAACGUAUGAGGAACAGAUUAAAAACCUUGAGAAGGAAAAUUAUGAUGUCUGGGCCAAGGUGGUGAGGCUCAAUGACGAACUGGAGAAGGAGAAGAAGAAAUCUGCAGCCUUGGAAAUCAGCCUCCGCAAUGUGGAGCGCUCCCGAGAGGAUGUUGAGAGGAGGAACAAGGCCCUGGAAGAAGAAGUCAAAGAAUUUGUCAAAUCGAUGCAAGAGCCCAAAGCUGAUGCUUGAGGGUUCCAAGCAUACCAUGAAGACAGCCCACAGAGGCUCACCCAACACACUCCCUUUCUCGGUGCUAUCUGAUGACUGAGAGGCAAAAUUACUCCCUAGGAGGGAGAAGACAUUUGAGGAGAAAUAUCACUUUUCCUGGUAAAAUAAACCAGUGGAGUUGGCAGGAAGAUGAGGGUGAGCAGGGACGUGUGAGGACAUCCAUGACUUCUGUAGCUGUAUUCAAAAGGAUUGCAUUCUUCCACUGUGGUCUCAGGCCGAGUGAAAUGGAACUUUCCAUGCUGGGUGACUAUGUCCAAUGGAGACAUUUGAAGCAGGCCACAUCCCAGGACCUGGCAAAAGACUGGCCCCAACCAAGGCUGGACUGAGGCAUUAGUUCUUUUUUUUCUUUCUCUGUGGAACAGUUCAUCUAAUCAGAUGGUCUCAUGAUGGCCUUGAGACACAGGGACAGAAAAUGACAUUUAGCUUUCUUGUACUCACCUGUGGUGAGCUGGUGAGCUGUGUUUUGGGGGGCUUCACCUGCUGACCAAAGCCCCAUUUUGUACCCCCUUCCAUGAUGCCCACUCUCUAGGGCUGGAAAGUCAAAAUUAUUAUUAGACUAAGACAAAGCAAGCAAUAAACUUUGUAUUUAUGAAGGCAAAA